Ictalurus punctatus (channel catfish) is the source of this 3727-nucleotide messenger RNA. It is a transcript of the gene camk4, whose product is annotated as calcium/calmodulin-dependent protein kinase IV. Gene Ontology annotation, molecular function: calmodulin binding; calcium/calmodulin-dependent protein kinase activity; ATP binding. Gene Ontology annotation, biological process: protein phosphorylation. The record is from RefSeq and is a predicted model, not a curated record. Lineage: Eukaryota; Metazoa; Chordata; Actinopteri; Siluriformes; Ictaluridae. The transcript is spliced from 11 exons. The coding region runs from base 379 to 1470 and encodes 363 amino acids.
GCGCGCGCGCGCUGAAUCCCCGGUACAUUAGCGACAGUAAGACCCAGUGGAAGCCCACCGGCCGCCCCCUCACACUGGGAGAGAGAUGCGCUGCUGUGGGCGAUGAGCUCCGGUGAAGGUGUAUAAGUCUCGCAGCUCACUUCAGAGACGCACAUUUUUAGGUAGCUACUGCGUGCGCUUUUACACCAAACCCGCGCUCAGGAUCCCUGUCGAUCCCGUGUAUAGGGCAGUUUUCCGAGCCAGUGCGUGCUGUGUGUGUUCUGUGAACCGCACCUCCGGGAACGGAAAGGCAACUCCGCGCUCCGCAGCUUGGCACUGAACUGAAGCGGGGAGAUCACACCGCAGCUGGAGAAGGAGCGCAGGAUCACUGCGUCUGAGAUGCUCAAAGUGAGUAUGAUCAGCUCCAGGCCAGGCGCAGCUCCGGAAUACUGGAUCGAUGGCUCCAAGAAAGAGACGCUGGAGGACUUCUACGAGCUCGAGUCGGAACUGGGACGGGGAGCCACGUCAGUGGUGUUUCGAUGUCGGCAAAAAGGCACCCAGAAACCCUACGCUGUGAAGAAGCUGAAGAAAACAGUUGACAAGAAGAUUGUACGAACAGAGAUCGGAGUCCUGCUGCGCCUCUCUCAUCCAAAUAUAAUCAAGCUGAAGGAGAUCUUCGAGACGCCGUCAGAGAUCAGUCUCGUCCUGGAGCUUGUAACUGGAGGAGAAUUAUUUGACAGGGUGGUGGAGAAGGGCUACUACAGCGAGCGAGAUGCAGCAGACGCUAUCAAACAGGUGCUGGAGGCCGUCGCGUACCUGCAUGAAAAUGGUGUCGUGCACCGCGACCUGAAACCCGAGAACCUCCUGUACGCCACUUCAGCACCAGACGCUCCUCUCAAAAUAGCCGAUUUCGGGCUGUCGAAAAUCGUGGACGACCAAGUGACAAUGAAGACGGUGUGCGGGACUCCAGGAUAUUGUGCUCCAGAGAUCCUCCGGGGGUGUGCCUACGGGCCCGAAGUUGACAUGUGGUCUGUAGGAGUUAUCACAUACAUCUUACUGUGCGGUUUUGAGCCUUUUUUUGAUGACAGAGGGGAUCAGUACAUGUUCAAGCGCAUCCUGAACUGUGAAUAUGAGUUUGUCUCCCCCUGGUGGGAUAACGUGUCUCUUAACGCUAAGGACCUGGUGAAGAAGUUGAUCGUCAAGGACUCAAAGAAGCGGCUGACGACGCAGCAGGCCCUGCAGCACCCGUGGGUGACCGGGAAAGCCGCUAACUUCACCCACAUGGACACGGCUCAGAAAAAGCUCCAGGAGUUCAACGCCAGAAGAAAGCUCAAGGCUGCCGUUAAAGCCGUGGUGGCUUCGACACGGCUGGGAAGCGCCAGCAGCCACAGCAACUCGGACGCAAGCAAGGCAAACUCUCUUCCUGCUGAGCAGCAGGACGCGGAAGACGAGCAGCCUGAAAAAGACGUCCACAAGCUAGAAGACCCGUAGACUUGUUUGAAUUUGCAAGGGAACGAGUUUACCAUUUGUCAGUGAAAGGAAAAUGUUGUUUUUCUCACAGGUUUGGUUAGACCUGAAACCAUUGUGUCCUGACAAGGCUCAUGACAGGAUAGAGAUUUGGGUUUUGGUGACAUGCAUGUGAUUGAUUUAGGCUACAAUAUCAGACUUUGCAAAAAAACAAAACAAAACAAAAAAAACCAUCAUGCCAUUUAAUACAAGGCAUCUUGAUAUCUGUAUCAUGUAUUUGAAAGCUGUAUGUGAACCAAGUGCAGGUGAACUGUUUUUCCAUUAACAGAUAUCGGGUGAUCACUAUGUUUAAGUUAUAUCCUAUAUAGCCAACUGAACCAUCAGACUGAAGACUUUUUAAUGACUAUACCAUAAGACGCAACACCGAGCUGCUUUAUUACAAACAUAUUUUUUGAAUGCAUACGAUUUACACGUAAACAGUACAAAUCAUACAAUUUAAACAAAAUCCUCGAGCUGUCAAUGUCAUAUUAUACACCAGGGUCUUAUUCUUUGCUAUAGAGAAAUAUCUAUAGAAGUAAGCUUAAAUAUAGUUACUUUACAUCCUAAUAGUUAUACCGAAUUGAAAGGGCUUAGAAUAAUGUUUGUGUUGUUGAUGAAGGAAAUCGACGGGCUGGUUUUCUACUUUUCUAAGAAUCAAUACCAAGUACAUGAUGCAUGGUUUAAAAAAAAAAAAGAAAUAAAAAAAAGAAAGGAGUUAUGCACAAAUUAAUGCUUAUUAACAGUGCCAAAAUCCUUCUGCACCCUCAGAAGGUCCCACUGUCUGCUCCAAAAUUGUUGGCACCCUUGGUUAAAAAAAAAAAGAAGAUGUCUCAGUUAAUUAGCUCAGUCUCACACUGAAAGAAAUCUCACUCUUAAUUGAAGUAAAACCCCUAUUAAACUUUAUAUGUUUUAAAAACAAACUCAUGUCACAAUUAUUGGCACCCUGCACGUUGUGCAGCCCCGCUUUGCCAACAUAACAGCAUAACAUACUUAAUAGUUUAGGAUUCGGUUCUUUUCUGUAUACUCGUCCUGCUUUUUUACAUCAAACCCACCUCGAGUGUUGCCAAAAUCACUCAAAAUGUCUAAAAACCUAGUUCCCGAGAAAGCUCCAGUAAUGUCUAGUGAACUUCCGGAGAUUAUGUCUGUGGUUAGAUGAAAGAAAAGGCUUUCUUCUUCAUGACUUCCAAAUAGUUUGUUGGAGUAUAAUUGUAGAUUUGGAGACUUGGUGUCCCCCAAACUGCUACCAUCUUGUGCAAAUCUCACUCUGCGGUCUGUUGAGAACUGUUUGGCUCUCUGAACAUCCUCCUCGAAAUACACUUGUUUACACUUUUAAUCUUCUUAACUAUCGCCCUAACAGGAUAUUUCAGGCGUGUUAGUUGAUUCAUAAAGUUUUGUCUCAUUUCAUAUUUGUAUUUGCUAAUCAUCCCUAUAUUGCUGAAUGACUGAAGGAAUUUGGCCUCUGUGCCAUCUCCUGUUCACACCCUAGUAAAACAAGGAUGAUGCUUAAGAGUUCCUAAACACUCAGGUGAACUUUUUCAUCCAGUAUUUUUAGUGUGAGAUUACGCUAUUUAACCACAGACAUUUUUCCCCCAUAAUCUUUUAUUUAAUUAUUUAUUUUAAAUACCAUCUAUACCAAGGGUGUCAAUAAUUCUGGACCUGACUGUAUAUUCAGGUUAUAAAGUUAAAAGUUUUUGGUUUAUAUAUGAACGCUAUUAGGCUAAAUUGUCAGUCACGGUUCUUCACCGUCUUGACUGAUCAGCAUUUAGAAAAAGGAGUUCAAAGGUGUAUUGAUUGAAUGUUACUUAGGCUAUAGCAUGCUUUUAUGUACAAAUAUCAGCAAAUGCUGUUUCGGAAUUAUUUGCUAAAGACGUAUGGAAAGGAAUGUAGCAUGGGUGUACUAUAUAAAGGUCGCAUUGCAUGUAGGAAUGUUCUGCAGCUCCAAAUGUCUUCUUAAAGUGCACAUAUUUGACUAAUAUUAAUUACCAUGUGUUCUACAGUACGAUAUUUACAGGCUGUUCGAGGGCCACAUUGUAUGAGACUCAGAGGUCAAAUUUGUAUAUCUGCCUGUUUCUAUCUUAACAUUUUCAUUUUACAAUGAAAAUUAUACUGUGUAUUAAUUGCAAAAAUAAAAGCUAAUAAACGCAAUAACAGAGGUGUGUUGUGCCUGCUCGGGAACACUGGAAAAGCGCUUACAUAACCAUACAGCUUGUCUGAAGUACAAGCUUAAUUUUGGACUAUUAAA